UUACAUCAAUCCAGGGACGCUGCACUGCUGCUCGGAAUAUCCGAUUCCCGAGGUGCAGCCGACUGCGCCCUAACUCAUUCGACUCCAGACGACAAGCCACCGAAUCCAUCUCGGACAGAAAUUCGGCAAUGGGAAAGCCAGCUACCGCUGUCAUCGAAUCAUGGGGAACCGGGGGAAAGGACUCCGCAUAUUGCGGAGGGCCGGCCAAACCCCAGACAUUGAUUAAAUAUUGGCACCUAGGCCUGAGAUCGUUCAUGCAGGGCCACCUGCACUCUCCGAGAACCCUUGAAGUAGCUGCAGCCACCAAAUUACCCUCCCGCUCGUGAUAAUGAGAGUCCCAUCAUUAUCCGCAUCGCUGCUACUGCUGCUGCUACCCACGCAAUGCGUGACCGCAACCUCCCACCACAGUGACGACGCAUUGACCGUGCACACCAGCACCGGCAGUUACACCGGCCUCUACAACCCAACCUAUCCCUCCGUCCGCGAGUUCCGCGCCAUCCCCUACGCACAACCCCCCGUCGGCUCCCGCCGCUGGCUGCCCCCUCACCCACUCCCGGCCUCCAACCAGCACCACAAUGCCACGCAAUUCCCCCCGGCCUGCUCGCAGUACGUCUACCGGGGCCCCUCCGUCUUCGGCACCCUGGUGCCCGACUUCCUGAUCUCCAAUGCGCCCGACCAAAACUCCACCGCCGCGGCAAUGGCCCAGCACAGCGCCGAAGACUGCCUACAACUGGCGAUCUGGACGCCCGCCAACGCAACCGCGACCUCCAACCUGCCGGUGCUCGUCUUCUACAGCGGGGGGCAAUUCCGCACCGGCGGGAUCCGCGUGCCCUAUCAGCUGCCCGCCGAAUGGGUCAACCGCACGCAGGGCCACAUCGUCGUGACGACGAACUACCGGCUGAACAUCAUGGGGUUCCCCAACGCGGCCGGCCUAUCCGACCAGAACCUGGGGAUCCUCGACCAGCGCGCCGCGCUGGAGUGGGUGCACGCGCACAUCCGGCAGUUCGGGGGCGACCCGCGCGCCAUCACGCUGUGGGGCCAAUCCGCCGGCGCCAUGAGCGUCGACUACCACACCUACGCCUUCCCAGAGAACCUGCUGGCGCGCGCGACCAUCUCGCAGUCCGGCACGGCCCUCAAGACCACCCCCAGUCUAGACACCACGCACUCGAACUUCACCUUUGUGGCGAAAAACCUCGGGUGCGAUUUCCCCCACCACCCCCACAAGGAACUCGAAUGCAUGCGCCAGGUCCCCGUCGAGAAAAUCCAGAAUUUCAUCGGCCGCUACGGCGACGCCAAGACCGUCCCCACCAUGACCUUCGCCCCCGUCGCGGACGAGAAGGUCAUCUUCGCGGAUUACCCGGCGCGCGCCGCGAAAGGGCUCAUCGCGAAGACGCCGGCAAUUAUCUCGAACUGCGCCAACGAGGCCGCCCCGCUCUACCCCUUCCCUACCAAUAAUCUGACGGCUGGCCCGUGGCAGGAGGGCGUGAAUGCGGUGACGCUGCGCGAUUGGCUGUGCGUCAGUGCGAAUACGAGUAUGGUGCGCCAGCGCGCGGGGCUGAAGACGUAUCGGUAUCAGUUUGCGGGCAAUUUUAGUAAUGUGAGUCCGUUGGGGUGGAUGGGGGCGUAUCAUUCGAGUGAUUUGACGAUGAAUUUUGGGACAUUUGGGUUGGUGCGGGGUGAUGAGACGACGGGGGAGGAGGUGAGGACUAGUGAGACGAUGCAGGAUUAUUUGUUGGCGUUCGCGAAGGAUCCGCUGCAUGGGUUGGAAGGGAAGGGGUGGGUUGCGUUUGAUGCUGAGGCCGUGGGAGGGGGAGUAAUUAAGAGGUUUGGGGCCCAGGGGGUUGCUGAGGUCGAUGUUGCGGGUGAUGAGGUGCAGGGCGCUUGUUGGGGGGAGGGAGCGUAUGAUCCCUUUCCCUAGGGGGUUUCUGGGUAUGGGUAUGGGAUUAGUGGCUGAUGGGCUGAUGAUAGGUUUGGACGAAGGUCUUACAGGGUUAAUGAUGAUCUCAAAUUAGAGUCAGGUCCUGUGGAUUAAUGCGGAUAGGGACGCCAGAUGAGUAAACACAUAAUCAGCCCUGUCUACCGGAGACCUCGUCAAAUUCUUAUCAUAUGUAGGGCAAUG
Molecule: messenger RNA, 2119 nt
Organism: Aspergillus japonicus CBS 114.51
Lineage: Eukaryota; Fungi; Ascomycota; Eurotiomycetes; Eurotiales; Aspergillaceae
Product: carboxylesterase
Exons: 1
Coding region: 329-1918 (529 amino acids)
Source: RefSeq, a predicted model, not a curated record